This is a messenger RNA of Hyaloscypha bicolor E, 1593 nucleotides long. RefSeq names its product glycoside hydrolase family 3 protein. The record is from RefSeq and is a predicted model, not a curated record. Gene Ontology annotation, cellular component: plant-type cell wall. Gene Ontology annotation, biological process: xylan catabolic process; arabinan catabolic process. Gene Ontology annotation, molecular function: xylan 1,4-beta-xylosidase activity; alpha-L-arabinofuranosidase activity. Bases 1 to 1509 code for a protein of 502 amino acids. The transcript has 7 exons. NCBI's taxonomy places the organism in Eukaryota, Fungi, Ascomycota, Leotiomycetes, Helotiales, Hyaloscyphaceae.
AUGAUUGAGGGAUUUGGGAAUGUUAGUAGGACCGAAGAGAGGGCGUUUGCAAAUGUCGGGAAAGCAGGGCUGAACUUUUGGACGCCGAAUAUCAAUCCUUACAAAGAUCCCCAUCCUUUUCGAAUUCAAUACUAUGUGAAGCACCUAUUGCUCGGACUGGAAAGGGACAAAAGUCAACCCUUCAAGAAAGUCGUUGCUAGUUGCAAACAUUACACAGCCUAUAAUUUGGAAAUCUGGGCGAGUGUGACAAGAUACGCAUUUAACGCCAACGUCUCCAUGCAGGACGUGGUUGAGUAUUAUCUACCACCCUUCCAGCAAUUUGCACGAGACUCUCGAGUUCAGUCUAUAAAAUGUUCGUACAACGCAGUCAACGAAGUUCCAACUUGUGCCAGCACGUAUCUACUCCAGGAGGUUCCCCGAGAUCACUGGAAUUGGACGGACCAGAAUCAGUGUGUGGCGAGUGGCUGCAAAGCUGUUCAUAGCAUCAUGGGCAGUCACCAUUACACAGACAAUUUAGCGGCUCCUGCUGGUCUUGGUUUCACCGCUGAGACAGAUAACGUUUGCGAGGCUAAUGGCCAGCCCACUGAUACAGCCGGAGUCAUUGAAGCGGCGCUGGACAACGCUCUCGAGAGACAGUAUGGGGCCUUGGUAAGACUUGGCAAUGCCGCAAUGGUCUUACUGAGAAACGACGGCACUUUGCCUUUGGCUCCCAAAAAUGGUACGAAAGUGGCAAUAACUGGCAUGUGGGCAAAUGCACAAGUUCAAAUGCAAGGAGGAUACAGUGAAGUUCCUCCGUAUCUGUGUAAUUCUCUCUAUGCUGUCCAACAAAUCGGACUGCAAGUGGCGCUCCUCUCUCUCGGAAAGCCUUGCAUCGUCAUAAAAAUGGGAGGUCAACUAGACGACAAUCCCCUCUUCCAAACCCCUAACAUUUCCGCCAUCCCACGGGCGGGGCAUCCAGACCAAGACGGAGAGCCCGCAGUCUUCGAUAUCUUGGCCGGGGUUCACGCGCCAGCUAGCAGGCUACCUGUAACUCAACAUCCUGCCAAAUAUACAGACCAAGUCCCAAUGACCGACAUGUCUCUCCGCCCCUCCGCUACAAAGCCAGGAAGGAUAUACAAAUUCUACAACAACUCCGUCUUACGAUUCUACCCUUCCUCUCUAAAAUCUCCGGGCGGCGGGAGUUCGACAUCGAAUUCAACACGAACGACUGAGAUCCAUAACCUGCUUCACAGCAACUUUGAAUCCUUCUUUGAUCUCUUUCCCUUCCAGCCAGAUUCGAAGAUCGAGGUCGAGGUCACGAAUACAGGCCCCGAACAUCGGAUUUCGUGGCUUUGGUUUUGUGGGGCAUACGGAGCUUUAGUGGGGAGGUAUAGUUUGUUGUUGGAUGUGCCAAGACAGGCGAGGGUCGAUCUCACGUUGGUGGGGCAGGAUGUUGUACUCGAUAGGUGGCCGCAGCCUCCUACUGGUCGUAUGCCUAGAAUGGUGGAGGAUAGUCGCGGGUUAUGUUGAAGAAGUGUGUGGGUCUGAGAUGCUGUGGUGCAGAGGGGUUCACGUGACUUAUGUCCUUUGCGGAAACAUCACAGCAAAUUCCGG